AUGGCUGCAGCUCGUGUGACACCGUCACCAGCAAACUCUUAUCGGAAGAAAGUGUUGCGUGUCAUAUUCAUCUCUCUCCUUUUGGACCUGAUUUCAUUCACCUUUAUCCUCCCUCUGUUCCCCUCACUCCUGGAUUUCUACCUCAAGCGCGACCCCUCCCCGAACUCUCUUCUGAACCGGAUAUUCCACUACCUCAAUGCAUACAAGAACUCAUUUGCGAAACCGAUCGAGUCGCGCUACGACAUUGUCCUACUCGGCGGCGCCCUCGGCUCUCUCUUCUCCCUCCUCCAGGCUUUCGCCGCGCCCGUAAUCGGGAGUCUCUCAGACAAGUAUGGCCGCCGGUCAGCGCUUCUCUGGUCCAUGACUGGAAACAUAAUCAGCGUGGCACUAUGGGUUGUAGCCACGGAUUUCCGCACGUUCCUUGCCAGUCGCAUCGUCGGCGGGCUUAGCGAAGGGAAUGUGCAGAUGGCCAAUGCCAUUGCGACUGAUAUCAGCGACGAGAGUCAGCGCGGGUCGACCAUGGCCAUGGUUGGCGCGUGCUUCAGCAUCGCCUUCACGUUUGGCCCGGCGCUGGGUGCGGCGCUGUCCAAGGUUACGUUUAUCGCUGCAAACCCGUUUGCGACGGCCGCUGGUGUCUCGCUGUUCUUGAUUGUUGUCGAAACGAUUUAUCUGUAUCUCAGUCUGCCCGAGACGCAUCCCAAAUUCACCCUGGCGUCCGAGUCCAAGUCCACAAAGACUGCAUCUAAAACGAAAGCUGGGAAUACAGCAGAUGGAACGACAGCUACGGUUAGCGGAAGGAAAGCGUAUACAAAUAACCUCACGGUUCUCAACCUGGUGCAUCUGCUCUUCCUCCUCCCAUUCUCCGGCAUGGAGUUCUCGCUACCAUUUCUCACAACCGCGCUGCUUGGCGAAGACACGAGCGUCAACCCGUCGGCAUUGAAUGGACGCAUACUCGGGAUUGUCGGCCUGAUUGCAUCCUUACUCCAAGGCACAAUGGUGCGUCGGCUGCCGCCGCUGCAGACAGUUCGCAUCGGUGUUGUCGCAUGCGCCAUCGCGUUCUUCUUGUUGGCGAAUAUCAAGACUAUCGGCGGCUUGCAAAUCGCAGCAUGCUUUCUGGCUGUCACCAGUGCGACUGUUGUGACCGGUCUGAACAGUUUGGGUAGUCUUGAAGCUGGCGAUGACGAGCGAGGGGUAAUCCUCGGCCGUCUUCGUAGCUGGGGCCAGUUUGGCCGCGCUUUUGGUCCGGUUGUGUUCUGCUCUUUCUUUUGGUGGGUAGGGAGAGAAGUUGCAUUUACAGCGGGCGGUGUUGCGAUGCUAGGUGUUUGUGGACUUGUUUUCUUGGCUCUGAAGACUCCUGUUGGUAAAGAGUCGAAGGGGAAAUGA
Molecule: messenger RNA, 1383 nt
Organism: Talaromyces proteolyticus
Lineage: Eukaryota; Fungi; Ascomycota; Eurotiomycetes; Eurotiales; Trichocomaceae
Product: putative tetracycline transporter
Exons: 2
Coding region: 1-1383 (460 amino acids)
Biological process (GO): transmembrane transport
Cellular component (GO): brush border membrane
Molecular function (GO): transmembrane transporter activity
Source: RefSeq, a predicted model, not a curated record